AUGGCUUCCCACAUCGGAUCCCCGGCUGAGGAGGACUCGAUCCUCUCCUUCCUCACCUCAGACUUUCUCGAAUCUCAAGCAACAAGCGCUGUCGACAACAUCUCUUUCGACCCUACAAACUUCUUCGCCGACACUGAGGACUCUACAAAGAAAUACAACGACCUCCUUCUCCACCCUCCUUCCCCCCCAACCUCCGUCGGCACCUUCUCAGAGUCCUCUGGCUCGCCCCACAACAGCCACAUCGACUCCUCCGACGAAGGAUCCGACGUCCCCAUGGAGUCAAAUCCCCUCGAUUACUGGCAAUACGUUUACACCGACCUCACCCAACCUGCCUCGACUGCCUCUCUCCAGGCUGCUAUCCAACAGCAGCAGCAACAGAUUGCUCUUCAAAUCCAACAGCAGCAGCAACAGCAACAGCAACAACACCAGCCAGGGGCAUGGCCUCUGUUCCCUACCACUGUCGAUGCGACAGCUCUGUUGCAACCCGCUAUGAUCCCCCCUUUCCCUGCCUCACCAAUCAAACUUGCAACUGGAGCACCAUCAUCCAUCACCUCUCCUUCUCCCGCUCCUUCUCCCUCCAAGCCUGAAAAGAGAGUCAAGAGGGCCAAAAAGACUCUUGCUCCUGCCCCUCCCACUAUCGCUCCCUUAGCACCAUUGAAACCUUUGGUGUCCCUGGCGCCUCAGCCAACUCCGCCCUCUCCUCCCGUAUCAGUUCAUGACGCAUUCAUCAAACAGUCGCCCCCUCUCUCGCCCUGUAUCUCUCUCGCCCCAGCGCCUUCGACCAACAACGCAACAGGCGCAGCAGGAGCAGGCGGCCCCGCCCUUCUCCGACGCCCCUCAAUCAUCCCAGCAUUGACACCCAGUCUGGCGCGUUCCAACCCCGUCAUCGUCAAAUCCACUUUGGUCCCAGAUGAAAAGCCCCAGUCAGAGGCGGUGAUGACCGCCCAGGCAAAGAGACAGGAGCGCUUGAUCAAGAAUCGCGCUGCAGCCCUUCUUUCCCGCAAGCGCAAGCGUGAACAUAUUUCUCUCCUCGAGAGCCAUACUGACCUGCUGAAGAUGGAUAACCAGGAUCUCAAGGAGCGUGUAUCAGAACUGGAGGAGAACGUCAAGGUCUUGACCGAGGAGCGCGACUCUGCGCGUCAGGAAUGCGAGCUCCUCCACCGCAAGAUCAACGUUCUCACGCGCCCACACGAGACCCGCAUGGACGUGGAUCUGGAACGCAACCUUCGCACUACCGACGCCGAGCGUGGACUCAACUCCAAGGCAACCGGCGUUGUCUUUAUGAUCAUCCUCUUCUCGUUUGCAUUGUUCAACUUGCCCAGCGGAAAGCUUGAGACACUUAUGGUUGGCGGGUCAUUGGAUCGUCCCCGCAUCGGAUCAAACAUUGUUGGCAGGGCUCUCGAUUCAUAUGCCAAGAACCCAACUAUUUCCGGACAGGUGCGCGACCCUUCGACAAUUAGGCGGGACUUGAACAUGACUGACCUGGUCGUCUUCUCCGACAACCGCGCCCUCCAGACCUGGUUGGGACACCAGCAAGUGACCGUCAAGCAGGCCACCACAGCCAACACUGCCACAACCGAGCCCAUCGCUGCCGUCGUUGUCGGUGCCUCGAUGGACAAGGGCUCUGCUCUCCCCGAGAUCGUCGCUGCCUCGUCUGUGUCAGAUGAGGACACUAAGAGCGUCGGCUUUGUGGCUCAGACUCGCCCUCAGUCUGCUUGGGCCCACCAGGUUCCACAGGAUGAGCCCGACCGUGAUGCCUGGCUCUACUGCAGCAACCUGUUGUACUCUCUCCGUACCUCGAGCGUGACCAAGGCUGCUGGUUCAGCCCAGUCAACCAAUGGUGAAAUUCGUCGUCCUCGUCUGUCUCUUCUCUCUCCUCUUGAUGGCGUCGCUGGAUCCUCGAACACGGAAAAGAGCGAACUGCCUCCAUGGAUGCCCAACCCUAACGGACCUUCGGAAAACGCUUCAGAGCAGCUCUACCUUCGUCUUGAUGUCGAGAUCACCUCUUCGCGAGUUGUCAGUGGCAAGGGCUUGAACGAACACGAUCAAUUAAUCCGCUUCCCCUUGAUGCCCGCCGGCGUUUUUGACAACACGACCACCAGCCUCGCCCCCGCUCAACCACCCACCGCCACCCCCGCCGUCGGUGCUGGUACCGGAGGCAAAGCAUCUGGAAUUCGCCAGGGCAGGACCAGCCGUUUGAACGCUCAGGGUGGUAUUACGAAGACUCGCCGCUCUUAUGACAGCAGGGAGCAGUUCCUCAAGGCUGCCCAGGCCGCUACUCGAGCUGCCGCUGCCGCCUCUGACGCAUCGAUGCCCCUGGCACCGAUCAAGGAGGAGCCCAUGGAAGUCUUCAUCAAGGAAGAACCCAUGGACUGA
This is a messenger RNA of Linnemannia hyalina, 2376 nucleotides long. Lineage: Eukaryota; Fungi; Mortierellomycota; Mortierellomycetes; Mortierellales; Mortierellaceae. The record is from the annotation of a GenBank genome assembly.